CAUGCCAACACACAAUUUACUAAUUUAGCACCAUUUCACGUGGGGGUGGCCACCAACAAAGCCACAAUCACUCCCGAAAAGAAAAGAAAAGAAAAGAAAAAAAAGACCACAAUUAUACCAAUCACAACAAUGUCCCAAUCAGAAAAAAUCCAUGAAAUAAUAACACCACCACGUAGGCAUCAAUUAUCAGACAAUCUCAUUAGUAAUUCCACCACCCACAGAACACAAGCCCGCACCGCUCGUUGGAUUCACCUCGAUAUUCCCUCGAACGCUUUCCCUGUUUUUCCUUCCGACCAUCUGUUCGACAAAAAGCGUGACCCAACUCCACACACGCUUAUUAUUAUUCUACUAUUCCCCCACCUCUCCGCUUCCUCUCUCAUAUCAUUUGUCAUGUCCCCUUGUCCCUCUUUUAAUCCUCUGCCGGCCUAAAUUCUCUCAAAAUUAGAUUAUCUGAAGGGGUCAAACCCGAAGUUAUAGCAAUGGGCCGUGGGAUAAAGCUCGAAAAUUUGUGAAAACGAUGCUUUUCUCCGCCGGUUGCGUGUCUUGGCUUGUGGGUUCUCUAUAUGUAUGUUUUUUUUUGGGAGUGUAUUAAAGUAACGUGUGGAGUAUGGACCAUGCUGUUGCUGUCUUGUGUCUUGUAGGGGAUAUCAAGAGCAGUGAGCUAGUCUUUUUGUGUGCAAGAAUUACUGGGGACUCAGUGGCUUAGCUGUAAAGUGGUGCGAGAAAGGGAAAGAGAGAACCCUGAACGUAAAAAUGAUUACUUUGAUUGAUUUGUGCUCAGAAUUUACUUAAUUUUGGAGGGGUGAUUUGGGUUUGACUCAUUUUGACUCUGUUCUUGUGGUUGCUAUGGUUGGUGGCCUGCCCUGACUUUAUUCUUUAGGAUGGGGUUUAUUUAAUUUAAUCUGGUGAUAGGACUUAUCUGGUCCUCUGAUGCUUCUUAUUCAAUUCAAAAGAGAGCGAAAAACAGAGGAAGAGAGUUAAAUUGGACUGAACUGAUUGACUAAUUGUUCUUAUAGAGGAGAAGGUCUGUUGAGUCCUCAGGGGGGGCAUUGAUAUGGCUCCUGCAGCAAAAGUUACUGGUUUCCGCCGUGAAGGCAAUGACUGGUUCUAUAAUGCAACUCUACCAAGUGACAUAACUGUGGUGGUAGAUGGUGUUAACUUCCAUCUUCACAAGUUUCCACUGGUAUCAAGAUGUGGGAGGAUUUCCAACAUAAUCGAAGAAUCUGAAGAAUCCACUGAUGGGAAUUUCAUCACAACUUUUGAAGACUUCCCUGGUGGCAGUGAGACAUUUUUGGUCAUAAUAAAAUUCUGUUAUGGUGGGCGGGUGGAAUUUACAGCAAGAAACAUAGUAAUGGUAUAUUGUGCAGCGGACUACCUUGAAAUGACAGACGAGCAUGGAGAAGAUAACUUAUUGUCAAAGUCAGAAGGUUUCUUCCACAAUAAUGUUCUAAAGAACUGGAAGGAUUGCCUUUUGGCUCUCCAAAGUUGUGAACCAGUAAUUUCAAGAGCAGACAAGCUGCAAAUUGUCAGUAGAUGUUUAAAUGCUGUCUCCGUGAUGGUUUGUACAGAUCCUAGUCUCUUUGGAUGGCCUAUGUUGAUGUAUGGUAGUUUACAGAGCCCUGGGGGUAGCAUUCUAUGGAAUGGAAUCAAUACAGGUGCAAAGAUCCAAAGUACCAUGGAAUCAGACUGGUGGUAUGAAGACAUUUCAUAUCUGAGUGUGCAUUUGUUUGAGAGGUUGAUUCAUACAAUGGAAGGAAAAGGUAUAAAACCAGAAAAUUUAGCAGGUGCUAUAAUGCACUACUGCAGAAAGUACCUUCCUGGUUUGGGCAGAUGGCAGGGUGGACAGAGUGGUAAACCCAGAACUGUUGCAAGUUUCAGCAUGACUCCAGCUGCCGUUGACCAAAAGGUUCUUUUAGAAAGUGUUACAAAGCUGCUCCCUGAAAAAAAGGGGACAUUGUUUUGCCGAUUUCUGUUAGGGCUUCUACGAGUAGCAUUGAUAUUGGGUGUCAAUCAUACAUGUCAGGACUCUUUAGAGAGAAGAAUAGGGGUGCAACUGGAUCAAGCUACUCUAGAUGGUCUACUGAUACCAUGUUACUCAGACUCUGAUACAUUAUACAAUACUGAUUGUGUAGAGCGAAUGAUUCAUCAUUUUAUGUCUUCUGAAUCGAGGCUAACUUCUCUAUCCCCAUCAUCUUUUGAUCUAGAAACAUCUCCAUCAUCAGGACCAUUGAAGAGAGUGGCAAAGUUGGUAGAUGGAUACAUUGCUGAGGUUGCUUCUGAUGUGAACCUGAAACCCAACAAAAUGCGUUUGCUUGCAGAAGCCUUGCCAGAAUCUUCAAGAUCUUUGCAUGAUGGAUUGUACCGAGCGCUGGAUAUUUACUUAAAGGAACACCCUUGGCUUCCUGAGAAAGAUAAGGAACAGCUAUGCAACAUUAUUGACUUUCGGAAGCUGUCCAUUGAUGCUUGUGCUCAUGCAUCUCAAAAUGAAAGGUUGCCACUCAGAGUUGUUCUUCAAGUGCUGUUCUUUGAGCAGUUGCAGCUGAGGGCAGCUCUUGCCGGCUGCCUCCAUGUCUUGGAUGCUGAAACUGCUCCUCCUGUUCCAAUGACUGUCCCGAGUGACAUGGCGGGUCAGAUUCUCCAGAGAGAUGGGUGGAUGACAGUUGCUCGUGAGAACCAGGUAUUAAAAGUAGACAUGGAAAGGAUGAGAUCUAGAGUUGGAGAGCUUGAAGAAGAAUUCACUAAAAUAAAGCAAGAGAUGAAAAGGGUGGCAAAGUCAUACAGCUCUAUCAGUUCUCCUCGUUUCAUUGCAAGGAGGAUGGGAUGCAAUCUGCUUCCCCAGUCUUCAGAAGCUCAAACAGAUGUUGUUGAAAGUACAGCGCCUACUCCUAGGGCAUCAGGUGAGCAUGGAAGACUUUCCCUUCAGUCAAGACACCGCAAAAGUUUCUCUUUGUUUUGAAAAAUCGUGACAUUACCAAGUCUUCUUAGAUACCCUGAUAGUAACCCUGGAAGGUUGGGUCUGAGCUCGUUUCUCAUGAUAUAAUGUGUAUAUUGAGGUGCCAAGUCAUUCGCUGUCAAGAUGUUCUUUGACUUUUGAAGGCUUGAAGGAGGUACUGAUUUGGUGAAAUAUAAUGCAAUUUUCUUGGAAAAGGAAGGAAGGAUAAUUUGAAGACAAAUUAGUAUUCGUUCUCAAAAAGUUUGGCUGACAUUCCGUUCUCAACAUUAGUAUAGGCGAGUAAAUACAUUAAGUCGACUCUAGAGAGGGAAAAAAGGAGGUAUAUCAUUUAUAGUUUUCAGAUUCUUUUGGGUUCAUACAUGUACAGCUCCAUUUGAUAGGAUGUGAUUUUGUAAGCAGGUGAAAUUUUGGUUGAUUUGGACAGAAACUCUGUCCAAGUCAAUUGAUCCCUAUGUCUGAAAUGUAGUAACAAUCUAGUGACAUGUUCAUCUCAUGAAAUUUUCAGAUUAAAAAAGUAAAUAGUCAAGCUGCUUAACCCAUGUAAA
Molecule: messenger RNA, 3498 nt
Organism: Coffea eugenioides
Lineage: Eukaryota; Viridiplantae; Streptophyta; Magnoliopsida; Gentianales; Rubiaceae
Product: BTB/POZ domain-containing protein At3g44820
Exons: 4
Coding region: 1055-2956 (633 amino acids)
Molecular function (GO): protein binding
Source: RefSeq, a predicted model, not a curated record